AUGCGAACAGCGGCGUGCUCAGCCUCAUCCGAGGCCCCAUGCCAAACCGGUGCUAGGCCCGAUUACUUUAUCCUGCUCAGCUCACAUUAGCCGAACUGCGUUUUUCAGAGUCAGUUCUUACGUCUUGACCCCCGACCAUCUCGACCACGCUCCUUUACGACGUUCACUUUCGUGAUGCCGUCUGUGGUCACCACGAGCAAGUCGCGCCCGAAGCUCAGUUUCGCUCACUUUCUCACAAAGCUAGGCCCCUCAUCAAUCUCUCGCAAGAGCCGUUUCUAUGUUGAACAUGAAGAUGAAGACGACCUUCCACCGCCACCGCCACCAAAAGAACUGUUCGUGACCAGGCCCCGCCGUCGACAUGUAGAGAGUUGGCAACAGACCUUCACCGCCUAUGACAUCUCUCCGUUCGCUCGCUCGCCCUCGCCCGUCUCUUCAUCAGGCACGCUGGAGGUCAUCUCCGAGUACUCAGCUCGAUCGCCUCUCUUCCUCACACGGCAGUUGCGACCUUCGGAAGCUAAUCUAGCAGAGAACGUGCCUGCAACGCUCCAAGCUCCGUCGCCUGCAGGUGUGCGUGUGCAGCCUAUACGCUCCUCGACCGCACCGUCACGCAUCCCAAUGGCCACGAGCCGCCCAACGCCCGCCCGCGGCCGCAUUCCGCCGCGUCGCACUGUCUCAACCCCCGAUGACGCUGAGAUCCGGAGGAGAGAAAUGAUCCGCCGGAAGGAGAUGGAGGAGGAGCAAGCUAGGAAGGAGGAAGCGGAGCGUCAGGCAAGGCUCAAGCGCGAGAAGGAGGAGAUACUGAAGAGGCACAUGGAGGAGGAAGAGCAGAGAAAGGCAGCAUUGGAAGAGAAGUUGAGGAGGGUCGCCGACGAGAGGAGGAAGAAGGAAGCUAUUGAGCAGGCUGCGGAGGAAAGGAGGCGGAUCAUUGUGGAGGAGAAAAGGCGCAAGGACAGAGAGAGGCGCCUACAAGAGACACAGAAACUACAGGCAUGGAGAAGAGAACAGAUGCAGCGCGCGCAGGAACUCUCGGGAAAGAGAGAAGAGUCACGGCGUCGCAUUCAGGCGGAACGACAGGCUCUAGCCAAACAACUGAAACGUAACUCAAAGACCGCAGAAGGGCGCAACGUAUUCCUAUCGGGAUGGGUAACUGUUCAAGCUGACCAGUCCCCGGCUUGGAAACGGCGCUACUACGAGCUGGACGAGAAGACUCUGUUACUUUUCAGGAACCCCGAAGAGAUGACCCAACCGCUCGAGGUUGUCCGUCUGGCUGAUGUUCGUCACAUCAGAGAGUGGCAGGAAGGCUAUGAGGCGCUGGAAGGAGUUCCUCAUUCUUUCGCCGUCGAGUUUCGCGAUGGACGGGAUGCCUGGUCCAUGUUUGCUGAUUCUGAAGAGGACAAGGAAUACCUCGUUGCGCUUCUCAGCGAAAACACGGCACCUUGACUUCCCUAAAUGACGACGUGCGAAACGGUGCAGGCAGAUGAAAUGCUGCCGGACUGAUGACUAUAUGCGUGCCAGUGAGCACUGGACUUGUUGACCAUUCUGUUGGAUCGGAUGUAUGUAUAUCCUUUCUCUGUAUCCGUCGUGUCUGUGUGUACCAUUCAGUGUAAAACAGCCUGGUACGAUACUGUCGCUGUAAUGGGUACCACAAUAUCCUAAUACUAGGUCAAUCCUUGCUUUAUCCCCGUG
Molecule: messenger RNA, 1686 nt
Organism: Laetiporus sulphureus 93-53
Lineage: Eukaryota; Fungi; Basidiomycota; Agaricomycetes; Polyporales; Laetiporaceae
Exons: 3
Coding region: 175-1440 (421 amino acids)
Source: RefSeq, a predicted model, not a curated record